AUGGACAUUCGGAAGUGGUUUCACACAGCCAAUGAACCUCACAAGAGGAAAAAAGACCAAGAUGAUGACAGUAGUGGAAGCAAUGAUGGCAAUGAAAAUAGAUCUAAAAGGCCCGAACUAUCUGGACCAAACACGCGUCCUGAGACAUCCAAAACAUUUUCUGGACAUGAUGGCUACCAUGAAAAUGAUAUUGGUAAUUAUAUUGGUCAGGCCACUAAGAUACAGCCAGAAAAGAAGAAGGAAUUACUAACCAAUCCUUGGGUUCCACCAUCAACUUACGAUUUUAGUUCUGAUGCCAGUCAUUUAAAAAGAAAAAUGAACCAUUCCUGGUUGGAUCAAUAUUCUCCUUGGUUGGUUUACUCAAGCAGUUUAAAAGGUGCUCUUUGCCUGCACUGUGUGUUGUUUCCUCCUGUUAGUGGUACAAUCAAAGGAGUUUUAGGAUCGUUUAUGGUAAGGCCAUAUGUAAAGUUUAAGGACAUUCAUGAAGAUUGUAAAAAACACGCCACCAGUCAAUACCACAAAACUUCAACUGCCGCUGCAAAAGCCUUCCUUGACAGUGUCCCUGUGGAUGUCCAGCUGCAAAGUGGUCACCAGAAGACUGUUGAAGAAAACAAGCAGAUAUUGUCAUCUAUUAUUUCGUGUAUUAUAUUUUGUGGAACACAUGAUUUGCCGCUUAGAGGGAAAAAGGAAGACGAGGGCGUGUUCUUUGAUCUAUUAAACUUGAGAAUUGACUCUGGUGAUGAAAAUCUGAAGACUCACCUGCAGAGAUGCCAAAAAAACGCAGUCUAUACUUCACCAAAAAUUCAAAAUGAGAUAAUAAGUUUAUGUGGUGAAGUAGUCAAAGAAAUGAUCAUUGAAGAUUGUAAAAAAGCAAAAGCUUACUCUGUAAUGGCAGAUGAAACCGCAGAUAUUGCUGGCAAAGAACAACUGUCUAUAGGCUUGCGGUUUUAUGACGAGGUUCAAGAAAAAAUCAGAGAGGAAUUUGUAGGCUAUGUUGAGUUGAAAUCUCAAGAUGCCGCUACAAUUGCUAGCACAAUUGACAGUUUUUUAGUUGAACAGAAUCUUUCCAUAGAGAACUGUGUUGGAUUUGGUUUUGAUGGCUGCUCCACGAUGGCUGGAAAAGAAGGUGGUGUGCAGGCUAUUCUUAAGAAGAAAUAUUUUAAAUCUUCCUUUUUCCAUUGCUCAAGCCACAGACUAAAUCUUGUUGUCAAUAAUGCUAGCAAACUACCUGAAAUAAGGAACGUGAUUGCUACACUUAAGGACGUAAUAACCUUCUUUAGAGAGUCACCAGCUCGCAGGAAUUCAGCUCCUAAUCUUUCAAGACUCUGUGAGACCAGAUGGUCCGAAAAAUACAAAAGUAUUAGAACAUUUUCAGACAACUACAAUGAAAUUGUGAAUGCAUUAGAACAGCUUUCGGUUGAAGGAAACUAUGCAACAAGAAAGUCUGCCUACCAGCUGCACUCGGCAGUUACUAAACCAUUUUUCAUUGUUGGUGUAGUCAUCAUUGCUAAGUAUUCAGCAAUUUUGGAACCGAUUGUCAAUGUGUUACAAGGUAAAAAUAUGGAUUUGAUUAUGGUGAGGAAUCAUAUUAGUCAAAUACUUGAUGUCAUCAAGAAGGACCGACAAGAAAUUGAUCAAGUUUCUCAAGAAUUGCUUGAAAAAUGUCAUGCAAUGGCAUCAACAGCCGGGGUUGAAUUAUCAGUGCCCCGGACUGUACAGAAACAAACACAAAGAAGUAAUCCACCAUCGGAGACUGGGGUUGAAUACUGGAGACGAUCGUUGAUGAUACCAUAUUUGGAUUCUCUUGCCAUAUCACUAAAUGUUAGAUUUUCUCAAGACAAUACACCAGCAUUUGCCUUGUCUUAUUUACAUCCUGCUUAA
Macrosteles quadrilineatus (aster leafhopper) is the source of this 1881-nucleotide messenger RNA. RefSeq names its product 52 kDa repressor of the inhibitor of the protein kinase-like. Bases 1 to 1881 code for a protein of 626 amino acids. The record is from RefSeq and is a predicted model, not a curated record. The transcript is spliced from 2 exons. Lineage: Eukaryota; Metazoa; Arthropoda; Insecta; Hemiptera; Cicadellidae.